UUCAGAUAGAAGCAAGCUGGAGAAUCAAAACACACCUUACAAGGCUCUUUAUUAUCGGAGAAAUUGAAAGGUUUAAAGCUUGCUGCCGACUUGUAUUGUAUAUAUUAUGAUCUAAUGACUGAAAUUCUUCCUUUAAAAUAGGUUCCCGUUUACUACUACACUUCGAACUAAACAGAAGGAGAAGGACAAAUUUAUGCGACAUUGCUGGUGAAAAUGUUCUUAGAUACACGCUCCUUUGGAACAUGUAUCCUGCUCCAACACUAGAAACUAGGAUGCACAUCAAACCAACUCUAAACCUAUCAAUAUGUAAACCUACUCCAAACCCAACCAAUAUGUAAACCUACUCCAAUCCCAACCAAUAUGUAAACCUACUCCAAUCCCAACUAUUAUGUAAACCUACUCCAAUCCCAACCAAUAUGUAAUCUAAAUAAUUGCCAAAAUAUUGCCAACUAGUCUUCUCAAUGUUUAUAACUUAUAUAUUUGGCUUGUAUAUGAUUCUGCUAAGCAUAACCUUAAUUUUUCUUCUAGUUCUUUAUUGCUUCGACUUUAUGCCAUGAACAGUAUUAUCUUAAUAUUUAUCUUUUCUCACGGCUGUGUUUUGAAUCUAGUCUAGAUAUAUAUUUAAACUUAUUCCAUUCCAUAUCUUUCAAUUCUUUAUCUUAACCAUGAAUUAUACUCGUGGUAAAUCUUACAGAAACAUGAAACAUAAUUCCCAGAUGGAUUUUCCUCAACCAAGGUCCAAAAGAACAAGAGAUAUCCCUGGUCAGCCUAUUCCUGUUCCUCUGACCAGCCUAACCGGUCAACCAGCUUCUAACUUUGUCUGGAAAUGCUACAAAGGAAGACUAGAGACAGGACGGGAGGAAGAUGCAAACGGAAGAACCUCAGUCAUCUCCUUGGAGGAUAGAGGAGAGCUAGGAAAUCUUUGGAGAAAUGGAUAUUUUGGUUCCAUUGUCUCAGAUAGGUUUGCUAAGGUUCAAGAGUACACUACAGCAGCUUGGGAUCCAGGGACGGAGAUUAUUCAGAGUACAGGUCAAGGGUCGGAGAAAUACGAGGAUUGGAAGGAAGAUGAUGAUUUCUGGACAAACAAGGAUGAACCUGUCCCAGAGAAACCAGGAUUUAAGAAUGAAGAGGUUAUAAAACCGGAGAACGGAGAAGAGAAUGAAAACCUGAACCCUGCCACGAAGGAGCCCCAGAGCUGGGAUGAGGUUGAAACUAAAUACGGAGAGGAGAAUGAACAUGAUGUUAGGCUAGAUCUUGAACUCUGUGAAGCAUUCUAUCUUAGCUAUGCUCUGGGCUGCUUGGUGGUAGAAUAUAAUGGAUCUCAGUUAAACCUUUUACAAAUGUGGAAAACAUAUUCAAAACUGGAACCAGAUUUCCCAUAUAGAUAUGCUGUGUAUCAUGAUUUGAGGAGCCGGGGUUGGGUUGUGCGAAGUGGUGUUCCUCUAGGUGCUCAUUGGAUUCUAUACAAACUGGGCCCCCCGUUUUACCACGCCUCUUUUACUGUCCGACUGGAGCUAGUCUGUGGACAGUCUGGGCGAGUUCUCAAGGAGAAAAAUAUUACUCCUCUUUCCUGGGCAGACCUGUUAGGCCUCAAUAGGUGAGCAUUAUCCUCGAAC
This is a messenger RNA of Eurytemora carolleeae, 1616 nucleotides long. RefSeq lists its product as uncharacterized. Lineage: Eukaryota; Metazoa; Arthropoda; Copepoda; Calanoida; Temoridae. Gene Ontology annotation, cellular component: tRNA-intron endonuclease complex. The transcript has 9 exons. Bases 666 to 1601 code for a protein of 311 amino acids. Gene Ontology annotation, molecular function: tRNA-intron lyase activity; nucleic acid binding. The record is from RefSeq and is a predicted model, not a curated record. Gene Ontology annotation, biological process: tRNA splicing, via endonucleolytic cleavage and ligation; tRNA-type intron splice site recognition and cleavage.